GGGGGGUGACGUCUAAAGGGGCGGAAUGGCGGAGCCCGGGGCAGAUUCAGGCGAGCUCAGCCUCAUGGACAAAGGCAUCAAAAGUUUAGCAGAAUUACCUUUAAGUUCAGAACUUCACACACUGAACCUGCACUGUAACCAGAUCUCCCGGAUUGAAAGGCUUGACCACAUGUUGAAUUUACAGCAUCUGGAUCUAUCAUCAAAUCGCAUACAUUGGAUUGAAGGGUUAAGUUCCCUCACUAAUCUGCGUACCUUAAACUUGGCUUGUAACUUAAUAACAAAAGUUGAAGGACUGGAAAAAUUAUUUAACUUAACCAAAUUAAAUUUGUCUUACAACCGCAUACAUGACCUUACAGGGCUCCUGUAUCUCCGUGGAACCAACUAUAAAGUUAGACACGUUGAGCUUCACAGCAAUUGUAUCGGUAACGUUAACCAUUUACUCCAGUGCCUGAGUGGAUUACAGUACCUGACCAAUCUUACCUUAGAGAAAAAAGGAAAAAGUAAUCCAGUGUGUGCCAAAAUAGGUUACAGAGAGAUCCUGCUUCAGGCUUUACCCCAGCUAACCAUCCUAGAUGGAAGGAAUAUAUUUGGUGAACCAAUAAACUCAGUGGAAGCAAACUCAUCAGAUUUGAAGUGCUUAGAAGGUCUUUUAGACUGCUUGGCCUCAUCCAGUUCUCCUGUAGAUGAAGAAGAGGCUUGGAUUGAUUUGCCAGUUUUGACACCCCGUAUUGAUCAGGUAUUAGCUCAGUUUCACCAGCGUACAAAUAUACCGACCUGGCCCACUGUUAGCUCUUCCACUGAGGUCAUAUUGUCUUCUGAGCCAGAAAGAAUUAAACUCGACUGUGACAUGAGAAUAAAAAAACUAGAGGAUCAGAUAUCGCACCUCCUGGAAAAGGUGGCUAAUUCCUCAAAAGCUGGCAUUGCUCUAAAUAUUUUGAAAGCCAAAAGAGAGACAGAUGUCACUUCAGAGAGUGAUGGUGAAAGCGGAAAAGAAAACAGAAAGGUGGCGAAAAGAAGCAGGUUCCCUGGUAAUCGAAAAGCAACGUUAUCUACCAAGAACUGUCCUCAGAGAGGCAAAAUCUCCGACAGGGGAGAAGAGCAGACAUGCAUAAGGUCAAAAAAGCAAUCAUCCCAAGUCAAAGAAGAAAAUUCAAGUCCAACCUCAGAAGUACCAAGCCUGGAAAUAGUGGGGCAAUCACCCAAGAAAUUGAGUGGGCAGAAAAGUAAAGUGAAAAACUCGAAAAGUUUGGUUUCUAGUACUCAAGAAGAAUCUACUUAUAGGGCACUAAUUCAAGAACUGGAUCAGGAGAGAGAGAAGAGGUGGAAGGCUGAACAAGCUGAAAAAAAACUCAGUGAAAAUAUCAAAGACCUGCAGAACCAAGCAAAAGAGGAAAAGAAUAUUCAAACUAUGGCUGUGUAUACUACAGAUAGGCUAAGAGACCUGGUUCUGAGAGAGAGAAAUGCAAAGACAAAACUUCAGAUUGACAUUCAGCAAUUGAAAGAGGAAGCUGAGAGACUUGGCAAGGAGCUGGAGCAGUCAAAGCAAAAAGAGGAGGACCAGCAAAAGGCACUGCAGACUUUAGAAGAAGCGCUGUCCAAGAUGGAGACGCGAAGGGUACAGCAGCAAGCUUCCGAGACGAAACGCAUUCAAGCAGCGGAACUUAAAGCAACAGCCGCUGAGCGAGAAGUGCAGUUACUUCGAAUAUCUCUCCAGCAACAAAAAGAGAAGAUGGAACAAGUCCAUGAACUUCUUAUGCUGAGAGAGCAGGAACACAGAAAAGAACUUGAAACUAGAGUUACGUUAAAUGGCUCAGAAUUCCAAGAAGCUCUGUCAAAAGAAAUGGCUAGAGAGCAACAGAGUCAUGAACGCCAUGUUAAAGAACUUCAGGAGAAGGUGCGUCUGUUAAACCAGAAUUACAAAGAUCUAGAAGAUGAGUUUCGUAUCGCCUUAACUAUAGAAGCCAAAAGAUUUACAGAGGUUAAAGAAGCUUUUGAUGAAGUUGCUGCUGAGUUGGCUGAACAUAAGCGUGUUCUGGUCCAGUCUCAGCAGAAAGAAAAGCAAUCGGCUACUCUUAUCCAAGAGCUGACAUCCAUGGUGAAAGAACAAAAAGCUAAGAUCACUGCAGUAGUCAAAUCAAAACAAGAAACAACAUACAACUUGAAAAGUCAAAUCCGAACACUUGAAAAUAUGGUGGAGGAAGAUAAACGGAAGACUAUUGAUCUUGCACUUCUUAAACAGGAAAAAUCGAAGCUUAUUUCACAGAUAACAGCCCAGGAGUCUGUAAUUGAUGGAUUAAAAGCAGAAAGGAAACUAUGGGGACAGGAGCUGGCACAACAAGGGGCUUCCCUUGCUCAAGAUCGAGGAAAAUUGGAAGCCAAAAUAGAAGUUCUAACUAGUGAGAAUGAGACUCUGAAGAAACAAAACGACCAUAACAACGAUGCGUUGAAGAUUAAGUCAAAAAUACUGGAGGAUCAAACUGAAACCAUUAGAAAGUUAAAAGAAGCCUUACAGGAACGAGAUGAGCAAACAAGAAAGCGUCGUGAAGAAAGUACUGAAAUCCAGAAGAGAUUUCAGGUACAACUAGAAGAAAAAGAUACGCAGUUGGAUGAGCUAAUGGAAAAGUUAGAAAGGCAAAAUGAGAGAAAAGAGGAGUUAAAACAGCAGGUGCAAGAAAAAGAUGCAGAGCUCGAAGAUAUCAAGAAAUCUUAUAGUGCAAUGAAUAAAAAGUGGCAAGAUAAAGGAGGAUUGCUGAGCAAGCUUGAAGUACAAGUUAAACAAAUGAAGGAAAAUUUUGAUAUCAAGGAGAAGCAGUUGAUUGAGGAGAGAGACAAAAGUCUUCAAGCACAGAAGGCUAUGAUGGAAAAGCUGCAUUCUAUGGAUGAUGCUUUCCGAAGACAGCAUGAAUCAACGCUAGCAGCACAUCAAGCAGAACUGGUGCAGCUAGCAAAUGAAAAGCAAAAACAAAUUGUGGCAGCAAAAGAAAAGGUUUACCAGGUUGAAGAAGAAAUGCGUCAGCUACUUCAAGAAACUGCAAGCAACAAAAAGGCAAUGGAAGAGAAAAUGAAACGACUUACAGUUGCUUUGAGUGACAUGCAGCAAGAGAUCUGAAAUAUACCGAAAAUCUGACAAACUUUUAGGGCCUUUUACUAAAUUCAGGGAAAUAGUGAACAAUGUACUUGAUGGCUGCUACUAUAUAAAAAAAACCCUGGGAAAAUGCUACAUAUGGGCAUGACAUAUUUGCACUUUAUGUACAAUAUUUUCAGAAUAAAUAGUUAUAUUUGUUGUAUCUUCUACUGUUAGUGACCCUCACUGAGAUGUUAAAGACAAAAUGUACUACAAAAAAGUGAAGAGUUAUGAUCUAUUAAAAAU
Molecule: messenger RNA, 3370 nt
Organism: Elgaria multicarinata webbii
Lineage: Eukaryota; Metazoa; Chordata; Lepidosauria; Squamata; Anguidae
Gene: LRRCC1
Product: leucine rich repeat and coiled-coil centrosomal protein 1
Exons: 19
Coding region: 26-3109 (1027 amino acids)
Molecular function (GO): protein binding
Source: RefSeq, a predicted model, not a curated record